CAAUGUAACGAGACAGUACGGGAUGCACGUCGGACUGCGUUGUUUCAUUGUCGGUUUGCCGUUCUGAAAUAUAGGAUUUGUUUUGUUUAACGCGCAGUGAUGGUAACUGAAAUAAAAAAUUGAUUUUUCCGUUCGAUGCCGUGCACGUAUUCAGAUUACGUACAAGUUGCAAACCGCGUUCGAAUAGUGUGUCAAAAACGUUCGACUCUGGCAGUGUAGCCGACUCUCUACGGUUGUCAGUAAAGUGCGGCUAUACGACCGUGGCACCCGUAGCUGUUUGUGUUGUUCACUUUUGCUUCCCGUUCUGAUUCAGCUGCCUGUGUUCUACCAGGCCCUCCGAAAAUAAACGAAAAAGCUCUAGGUAAUCAGUUAACAAGGACAAGUUAAGUCCGUGGCCUUAACCGCAGUGGGACCGGGAACAUCCAACAGUCAUUUCCGGAACGAUAGAGCUUCCCGCAAGCUCUUCACGGUCUCGAAUUGGAGACUAAGAAGGCGAAAAUGGUGCUGGCCGACAGAACCGCUGAAAAUGUCCGCAACGGCCGGAGAUCGCGGGGACCCAGCCCGAAUGGCCAUUCAGCGGUACUAGUGGCCGGUGGUAUCACUGAGUCCAGUUCGGAUGAUGAAAAUUCACGCAAAAAUGGAAAUUCCUCCAAAGCUGCCAAGGCUAAAAGCGAGUAUGAAGAAAAAAUUCGCGUCGGUCGAGACUACCAGGCCGUGUGUCCAGAGUUGAUACCGUCGAUAGACAGAAAACCAGAAAAUUUGAACGAUCGGGCAUUGCUCGUAUGGUCGCCCACCAAGGAAAUUCCAGACAUUAAGCUGGAGGAGUAUAUCACUGUUGCCAAAGAAAAGUACGGAUAUAAUGGUGAGCAGGCGCUCGGGAUGCUCUUCUGGCACAAGCACGAUCUCGAGCGAGCCGUGCUGGAUCUGGCGAAUUUCACCCCCUUUCCGGACGAGUGGACUGUCGAAGACAAGGUUCUGUUUGAGCAAGCAUUUCAGUUCCACGGUAAAAGCUUUCAUCGUAUCCGGCAGAUGCUUCCAGAUAAAUCGAUUGCUAGUCUGGUCAAAUUUUACUAUUCGUGGAAGAAAACUCGCAGUCGAACAAGCGUAAUGGAUAGACAAGAAAAGAUGAAGAAAAACGAUAGUUCGGAGAAUGGGAGCGAUCACGGGAGCAACGAAGAUUCAGACAAUGACGAUAAGCCCUCGGCAAGUACGGGUUCCAAUCCGGCACCGGUAAUACCUAGCGCGAUCAACACAACCGUCAAUGUGGCAGCAAGUACAACCGGUGGCGUUCCCAGCACAAAUGGUACCGCACAAACGGUGGAUGCGAGUGAUUCUAGUAAACCGGGCCAAAUGGAGGUCGACUCCGAAUCCGCAAUUGCUCCAUCAACGACAACUAAUGGCGGCAGCACAUCGUCCUCGAACUCGCUCAAUUGUUCCGGGUGCGGUGUAACGUGCAGCGAAUUAAAUGCGACACCCCAGGGCAAACUUUGUGGAAGUUGCUAUCAUCAUUGGAGACGAACCGGUGUGUUGCGUCCCACAUCCGGUCCGACUUUCAUGAACAAACGGGCGCGCAAUUCGACUCUGUUGGGCAAAUCCGCUGACAGUCACAAGCGUAGGCCUCCAAGGGGAAUGUACAUCAACCACGACGACAUUGUCAAGUUAGCCGACUCGGCCCAGAUGACCAGCGGUGCCGCUGAGGGAAAGCCUUGCGAAGACCUGCUUGCUGAGAUGGAUAGGGAAAUCGUUUCGCUCUGGAGUCAAAUCCAACUGAACAAACAAAGCGCUAGUGGAUUAAAACGCCGAAUCGAACAGGAAUCUGAUAUAGCGCGACCGACGGAACCAACCAUGAUUCGAGUUAACUCCCGCUGGAACAAUGAAGAACUGCUGCUGGCUGUGCAGGGUGUUCGAAAGUUUGGUCGGGAUUUCCAGGCCAUAGCCGAUACGAUCGGUACCAAGACGGAAACCCAGCUUCGUACAUUUUUUGUGAACUAUCGACGAAAGUACAAUUUGGAUAAUGUGCUGAAGGAGUAUGAAGCGGAGCAGAAGCAACUGCUGGAGCUGAUGAACAACAACAUUAAUAUGAAUAAUAAUAACAACAAUAAUAUUGCUGCAAAGGAAGAUGAUUCCACGACGACUAUCAGUGAGCUGGAGAGUGCAGACACCAACUCGACUGCCGGCGAUAAGCUAGAUCUUGAGGAUGGCAAAAAGUCAACAGGAACGAAAUCUGUCCCAUUGGACGGUGAGAUAAUGGAGAUUGAUCUGGUUGACGAUGAGGUGGUAAACGGGAAGAAAAGCCAAGGGGAAGAUGGUCUGGACGGUUCCUGCAGUACAGUGACUGCAUCGGAUGUGCUGUCAGCUUCCUCCUUGCCGAAUAGCUCAUUGUCUGUGACCAGCGCGGUAGCGGGAGCUUCGGUAUCUGCAGCGACGGAAGAAACUGCUCCGAUGGAUGUUGACGAACAGUCCAGUUCUAGCACAAAGCUGACAGAUUCGACGGUUGUCAUUAAAUAAUAACUUGCCACUGCCGCCGUUACUGAUUCCCGCUUGAUGUUUUCAUUUUAACUUUCGCUUUCAAUUUCCAUUCGACGGUUAUUAGCGAAAACAUUUCUUUCCCCUGUACGUCAAAGCAUUUUUUCCACUGUCGAGUAUUGUAUUAUUUUUAUUAUCUGUAGUGAUUCUACUGAACAAUGCCAAUUCUCUGUUUAUUAUUACCGAAAUGUUUACUCUGUCCAACAACCUGAAUAAACCUUAGAAUCGACUCUGCCCGAAUGGAUUCCCAUGGGGAAUUGCUUUACAUAUCUCAGUUCAUAACAAAAAUUGUUGUUUUCUUAUGAAUCGCUCAUUUUAGUUCAAUCGACACCUUUUAUUUUACUAACUAAUAUAAAAACGUGUCACAAAUUGUUAGAUAGGAAACUUAUAAAACGCAAAUCGCCUGAAGAAAUGGUAUUACAACACUUACAUUGACACCAGACAUACACCUACACAUAAACAACACAACUCAAUGAAUGAAAACUGUUGCCCUUAGAACACUUGAAUGCCCAGGUUGCGAAGUUCAAGAUAUACGCUAAUGUUAAAUACAUACACACAUAUGCAUUAGGCGCCCGUUAAAAUAUGUAGUACCGUCGUAAAUUAACAGAUGACUAUUUAAAAGUUUAACAAUAUUAAAAUCAAACUAACUGAUGCAUAGUAUGAUAGAUUCACAUAAACGUAUUCAAUUCACUAUUUAAAAAAAAAAC
This is a messenger RNA of Malaya genurostris, 3233 nucleotides long. RefSeq names its product REST corepressor (gene CoRest). Gene Ontology annotation, molecular function: transcription corepressor activity. The record is from RefSeq and is a predicted model, not a curated record. Gene Ontology annotation, cellular component: histone deacetylase complex; transcription regulator complex. Bases 499 to 2508 code for a protein of 669 amino acids. NCBI's taxonomy places the organism in Eukaryota, Metazoa, Arthropoda, Insecta, Diptera, Culicidae. The transcript has 11 exons. Gene Ontology annotation, biological process: regulation of transcription by RNA polymerase II; negative regulation of DNA-templated transcription.